Messenger RNA from Pipistrellus nathusii (Nathusius's pipistrelle), 2391 nucleotides. NCBI's taxonomy places the organism in Eukaryota, Metazoa, Chordata, Mammalia, Chiroptera, Vespertilionidae. The record is from the annotation of a GenBank genome assembly.
AUGCCUCUCCCCGGGGGACUGUGGUGGCUCCUCUGCUGCCGUCGAGGCUUCACUCUCCUGCACCGGGACUACGGGGACGGCGAGCUCAGCGGGGACGGAGACGAGGACGAGGACGAGGAGACCUUUGAACUGCGGACCCCGAGCCCAGCGGGCGGCGGGAGGGGCCCCUUGGACGUGACGCUGACUCAGCCUGUGAGGAGCGGGCCGAUCUCAGACAGGCUGCAGAGCUGGGAGGAGACGCGGAGCCUCAUCCCGGAGAAGGGGCCGCUGGAGGACGACUCGGAUGUGGUGGUGAAAGGCUGGCUGUACCGGGAGCCCCGCGGACGAGGGGCGCGGCCCUGGCUGCCCCCGCGCCGGGCCUGGUUCGUGCUCACCCGGGACUCCCUGGACCAGUUCAGCGGCAGCGGGCAGGGGGCGCGGCGCCUCGGGAGCCUGGUGCUCACCAGCCUGUGCUCAGUGACCGGCCCAGAGCGCAGGCCCAAGGAGACCGGUCUGUGGCUAGUGACCGUGUCUGGCCGGAAGCACAGCGUCCGGCUCUGCUCCCCGCGUCAGGCGGAGGCUGAACGCUGGGGGGCGGCGCUGCGGGAAGUGAUCGCUGCCAAGGCGCCGCUGGAGACCCCCACCCAGCUGCUGCUCAGGGACAUCCAGGAGAGUGGCGGGGAUCCAGAGGCCGUGGCCCUCAUUUACCGGCGGAACCCUAUUCUGAGGCACACCAGCGGGGCCCUGUACGCCCCACUUCUGCCCCUGCCCUAUGGAGCCAGCGCCCCAGGUCCGGGCUACGCGCCCCUGCGCGAGGAGGCGGUGCGGCUGUUCCUGGCGCUGCAGGCGCUGGAGGGGGCGCGGCGGCCCGGGCCCCUGAUGCAGGGUGUGCUCCAGACCUGCCGGGACCUGCCCGCGCUGCGCGACGAGCUCUUCCUGCAGCUGGCUAAGCAGACCUCGGGCCCCGCGGGGCCCCCGGGGCUCCCGGCCACCCGAGACCCCGCGGCCCUGCGCUACUGGCAGCUCCUCACGUGCAUGAGCUGUACCUUCCGGCCUGGGGGCGCCGUGCGGGGGCACCUCCUGGGACACCUGGAGAGGACGGAGCAGGCGCUCCCGGACUCGGAGCUGGCAGAGUACGCGCGCUUCAUCCGCCAGGCGCUGGGCCGGACGCGCGGCCGCGAGCUGGUGCCGUCCCUGGCGGAGAUCUCCGCGCUGAGCCGGCGGCAGGAGCUGCUGUGCACCGUGCACUGCCCGGGGGCGGGGGCCUGCCCCGUGGCCAUAGACUCCCACACCACGGCGGCGGAGGUUGCUCGGGAGCUGGUGGGGCGGCUGGGCUUGGCCCGAAGUCGCAACGCUUUCGCCCUGUACGAGCAGCGAGGGGCCCAGGAGCGAGCCCUGGCCGGGGGGACUCUCAUGGCCGACGUGCUCACCAGGUUUGAGAAUUUGGCAGCGGAGGAAGCCGCGCCGGAGGACCCGCCCGACGCCGGCUGGAAACUGUGUCUGCGACUCCACGGACCUCUGCGCCCCGAGGGGCUGGCCCCGGACGGCCACGAGCUGCCUUUCCUCUUUGAGCAGGCUCACGCGCUGCUGCUGCGCGGCCAGCCGCCCCCGCCCGACGACACGCUGCGCGCCCUGGCGGCGCUGCGCCUGCAGAGCCUGCACCGCGACUUCUCCCCGAGGGCGCCCCCGCCGCGCCUGGACCGCCUGCUGCCGCCCCCGACCCCGACCCCGCCGCAGCGGGAGGACCCUCCCCGCCCCAUCCCCAGGCCGCCCCCCUCCGCCGCCCUGCUGGCCGGGGCGAUCUGGAGCUCGGGCCUGGCCAAGAGGCGAGCGGAGCGGGCCCGGCGCAUCGGGGCCGGCAGCCUGGCGGGCAGCGCGGUCCGAGAGGGAGGAGGCGGCGCCGGCAUGGCGGCCGCCGUGCUGGGCGGCUGGAAGCGGCUCCGGGGUAUGGGCCGAGCUGAGGCCAUGGCGGCCUACCUGGCCCUGGCGGCGCAGUGUCCAGGGUUCGGCGCUGCUCGGUAUGAAGUUCUGGAGCUGAGCACGGAGCCUGGUGGGGGUGCUCCCCAGAAGCUAUGCCUGGGCCUGGGAGCCAAGGCCAUGUCCCUCUCCCGACCCGGGGAAACGGAGCCUAUCCACAGUGUCAGCUACGGUCACGUGGCCGCCUGCCAGCUAAUGGGCCCCCACACCCUGGCGCUGAGGGUGGGGGAGAGCCAGCUCCUCCUGCAGAGCCCCCAGGUGGAAGAGAUCAUGCAGCUGGUGAAUGCCUACUUGGCUAACCCCUCCCCUGAGAGGCCCUGCAGCAGUCCUUCUCCUUCAUGCCAAGACCUGCCAGACAUCUCCUCUCCCAGCCAGCACCCCGGCCUGGACGAGCCCCAGGGACACUCUGGCUGUUUGGGGCAGCUGCAGAAAUGA